Messenger RNA from Callorhinchus milii (elephant shark), 1967 nucleotides. RefSeq names its product serine/threonine protein kinase 26 (gene stk26). Gene Ontology annotation, molecular function: ATP binding; protein kinase activity. The record is from RefSeq and is a predicted model, not a curated record. Lineage: Eukaryota; Metazoa; Chordata; Chondrichthyes; Chimaeriformes; Callorhinchidae. The transcript has 11 exons. The coding region runs from base 103 to 1356 and encodes 417 amino acids. Gene Ontology annotation, biological process: protein phosphorylation.
GAGGGGUGUGUGUGUGUGUGUGUGUGGAGGGGGGGAAGAAGAAAGUUUUUUUUAUCGUCAUCGUCUUCGCUGAGUGUUCGCAAAGAGGAGUGAGGGAUCAUUAUGGCUCACUCGCCGGUGGCGGUGCAAGUCCCAGGAAUGCAGAAUCACAGAGCAGACCCCGAAGAACUCUUCACAAAACAAGAACGAAUUGGAAAGGGGUCGUUUGGUGAAGUCUUCAAAGGAAUCGAUAAUCGGUCGCAAAAUGUAGUUGCCAUCAAAAUCAUAGAUCUUGAAGAGGCUGAAGAUGAAAUAGAAGAUAUCCAGCAGGAAAUAACAGUGCUAAGCCAGUGCGAUAGUCCAUAUGUCACCAAAUAUUAUGGAUCAUAUUUAAAGGGCACAAAGUUAUGGAUUAUAAUGGAGUACUUAGGAGGAGGCUCUGCCUUAGAUCUACUACGAGCUGGUGCAUUUGAUGAAUUCCAGAUUGCCACCAUGCUGAAGGAAAUACUCAAAGGCUUGGACUACUUGCACUCCGAAAAAAAGAUUCACAGAGAUAUAAAAGCGGCCAACGUUUUGCUCUCUGAGCAAGGGGAGGUUAAACUGGCGGACUUUGGCGUAGCUGGUCAGUUAACGGACACACAGAUCAAGCGUGAUACUUUCGUAGGCACGCCAUUCUGGAUGGCCCCAGAGGUGAUUCAACAAUCCGCUUAUGAUUCAAAGGCUGACAUCUGGUCACUAGGAAUCACUGCCAUUGAACUGGCCAAGGGCGAACCACCCAAUUCAGAUAUGCAUCCAAUGAGGGUCCUGUUUCUUAUCCCCAAGAACAACCCACCAACACUUGCAGGAGAGUUCACUAAACCUUUCAAGGAAUUUAUAGAUUCGUGCCUGAACAAGGACCCUUCAUUUCGACCAACAGCCAAGGAGCUUCUGAAACACCGAUUCAUAACCAAAAAUUCCAAGAAGACUUCUUAUUUAACAGAACUAAUCGACAGGUACAAGAGGUGGAAGGCAGAAGGGCACAGCGAUGAUGACUCCAGUUCGGAUGAGGAUUCGGCAGACCAGGACAAGGAGAAUAAAGGCUCGAUGCCCAUUGAAUGGAACUUCACCACAGUGAGGAAAAAACCUGAUUCAAAGAAAAUGCAGAAUGGAACAGAUCAGGAUCUGAAGAAAUUAUCAGCUUGCUUAUCGACUAUAAUUACUCCUCUGUUUGCUGAGCUCAAAGAAAAGGAAAAAGAUAAUGUGGGAAAGACUGAAGCAAUAGAGGAACUUGAAAAAAGCAUUAAUCUUGUGGAAGCAAGCUGUCCUGGCAUCACAGAGAAAAUGAUAAAGAAACUAAUAGACAGGUUUCAAAGGUUUUCAGCUACUGAAGCAUCCUAAAAGAAUUGCCAACAUACUUGGUCUCUUUUGUUGGUACCAAUAGAACAAUAAUGUCAAAGCUCCUCGUAAUAUCAGGUGUUUUCCUGCUUUUCUGUUUCUGGACAUGCAUUUCAAAUCUCUUAAGAAGAAUUUUGCAGAAGACUAUUCUUACUCGAAACAUUUUUCAAAGGAUUUUGUCAAUAGAAGGAUUGUAAACACUUCUGUGUGCGUAUAUAUGAAUGAAUGAUACAGUCAGGAAAGAGAAUUGUGUUUGAAUGUUUAAUGCUAGCAAUCGAAUGAUCCUUAAAGAAAAAAAAUCUCCAUACAUUAUUUAAUAAGAAUCUCAAACACCAACACUCCAUUGGGUAACUGACCUAGCGAAGAGUUACUCAAAUGCUGCAUUUCCUUAGUCUCCAUUACACUCCAAUGGUACCAGAUCAGAGGCAGCUUAGCAUUUUGCUCCUAAGAAUUGCCAAAAUUAUAGGUAAAAAUAAAGGUGGGUUGGGAUGAUUUGAAUUUGAAGUGAAUGGAAUCCCAGAACACAAUGGAAAUGUAUCUUUGAAAAUUCUAUUAAAAAUAGAAGCCCCUUAAUAAUAAUAAUAAUAAUUCUUGCAUUUGAUUUAGUGCCCCAA